Salmo salar (Atlantic salmon) is the source of this 2518-nucleotide messenger RNA. Its product is annotated as insulinoma-associated protein 1a. Gene Ontology annotation, biological process: regulation of cell cycle process; negative regulation of transcription by RNA polymerase II; neuron differentiation. Gene Ontology annotation, molecular function: RNA polymerase II cis-regulatory region sequence-specific DNA binding; DNA-binding transcription repressor activity, RNA polymerase II-specific. The record is from RefSeq and is a predicted model, not a curated record. Gene Ontology annotation, cellular component: transcription repressor complex; nucleus. Lineage: Eukaryota; Metazoa; Chordata; Actinopteri; Salmoniformes; Salmonidae.
GGCGAGAACAAUGUCAUCAUUUCUCCUUAAAAAGAGUGCAGCUAUGUCGUGGUAAAAGCAUCUCGGGAAGAGAACGAAUCAAUAGCAGGGGACGGUGAAAAUCAAAGUGUCCGAUGUGUCUGUAAUAAUAACCUGAACCUGGAUUUUAUUUCAACAUCAUCUUGUGGGUCCAAAGUGCCUUAUUCGUUCCGUCCACCGCAAAAAUGCCAAGAGGCUUUUUAGUGAAAAGGAACAAGAAAGCGAACCCUGUGUCUUACAGGGUGCGCUCUGACGAAGAGGAGCAGGGACAACAAAUACACGCUUUACAGAGUCCAAAAGACGCACUACCGUCGGAGGCUCUCGCAUCCUUCCCUGAGCGCGCAGCAGCAGCAUCCCGAUUCUGCGAGGCAUCAGCCACAGCAGCGGCACCCGGACAUGACGCUAAACCCGUUCAGUUUGGGAACCCGGAGGCAUUGUACCAGGCGCUCUACAGCCCCACCCGGCCCGCCAGUAAGGACCAUGAACGGGCAUAUUUUGAGAGACGUUUAAAUCUAGGCUCACCUGUGUCUGCUGAAUCCUUUCCCACACCUGCAGCGCUUACCACGUUAGAUACUCUAUUUGCCCCAGUGGACCUAAAAAUCGGUACCAGUAACAGCAACCGGACCGGGACAACCACGAACCCAAUCCCACCCGCUGUCACCGGGAAUGGCACCAAAAGGCCUUCAAGCGACACCGAGCGUAAAAACAAGCCUCCAUCAAAAAAAAACAAAGCUAUCAGGAAACUACACUUCGAAGACGAGAUGACCACAUCACCCGUGCUUGGCCUCAAAAUUAAAGAGGCUCCCGUCGACCAAAAACCCAGACCACAGCCGGCAGCAGGUGACAAACCCCUCGGUGAGUUCGUCUGUCAACUGUGCAGAGAAGCAUAUGGCAACCCAUUCGCGCUGGCCCAGCACAAGUGCUCCAGGAUUGUGAGAGUUGAAUACAGAUGCCCUGAAUGCGAUAAGGUGUUCAGCUGCCCGGCGAACCUAGCCUCCCACAGGCGCUGGCACAAACCAAAGCCACAGAAUACAGCGUCAAUAUCUGGUGCGCAAAAUAUUAAAUCCCAGAGUGAUAAGAUACCGGCGAUUGAUAAGGCUGUGUCUGAAGAAAUAAAACACCGGAGCGAAAGAGACACACCCAGCCCCGGGCUGUCAGAGUCGGGAUCAGUUGGAUCAGAGGAGGGUCUCUAUGAUUGCCAUCACUGUGGGAAAAAGUUUAAACGCCAGGCAUACCUGAGAAAGCACAUCCUAUCUCAACAUGCCACAUCCUCCCACAACACCAGCAGCGAGGACCACGAUGCCUAUCCAUCAUCCCAAAGCGAGGGAAAUCCGAGUGACCAAACUCCAAGCCACGCACCAUUGAAUCUGAGUUCCUCAGGGUGCCACCUGUGCCCUGUUUGUGGAGAGAACUUCCCCAACAGAGUCAACCAGGAAAGGCAUAUCCGUCUCCUCCACUCCUCGCAGGUCUACCCAUGCAAAUAUUGCCCUGCCAUGUUCUACAGUUCACCGGGACUUACACGGCACAUCAACAAAUGUCAUCCGUCAGAAAACAGGCAGGUGAUCCUCCUUCAGAUGCCUGUGCGCCCAGCCUGUUAACCGCCCAGCCUGUUAACCGCCCAGCCUGUUGAACCUGUGCCUUUACGCAUGGAAGUCAUGUGCGUGAAGUUCGACUCCAUCCUCAGCCUGUGCAUUUAAUAAAGGGGGAUUUUAAAUCCUGUUUGGAGCUUGAAUUCUAUAUUUUUCAGACUCAUCUUAGUUGAUGUAAAGAAAGUAAAGCAUUAGACUGUUAACUUAUUUUUCUAGUAUCUCUGCACAAGUGCUUUUGCAUUAGCUUCUAGACCUAAGAAAGGGAUAUCCUAGCUGUACCGUUGUCAUAAAAUUGCCUUUUAAUUCACAGGCUGGAAAUGUAUCUAUUAGCUUUAUUAUAGCUUGUGAAUCUGUGGACAUUCCAUUUUUAGCUUUGUCUCUGAACAUAAUACAAUUUGAAAGGUUUUCCCUAUCCAUCAAUGCCUUGGAUUAGAGCUCUUGUACACACCUGCUGUAAAACUGCCUUAAUUUAUGUGUCGAAUGAUGAUUGUUUUUAAUGUCUUAUUUAUCAUUGGCCAGAUAUUGUAUCAUUACUGUUAUUUACACACUGUAUUGCCAAUAUACUACAAGUAAACCAUCAUGAUUUUUAUUUAUUUAUUUAUUGAAUUUAUCUUAUGUAAAUUAUUUUUGGGGGUGUGAUUUAUGUGUGACUCGUUAAUGUAUUUCUUCAUGCCAUAGCAAAAGUAUCCUUUUUACUUAUUUAUAUCAAGUUUACAUAGAUACUGAGAAUGGUGUAUGAGUGAAGUAGGCUACAAUCUAAUGACCUUGAGCUUAUAAAACAUUCUCUUCAAUGCUCUUAAAGGCAAUCAUAUUUUUUUCCUCUGAUUGUUUUGUAUCUAUAAGCUCUUACCGCAUUUGUAUGUUUCUGCAGUAUUUGCUAAAUGUCCAAAUAAUAAAAGCAAAAAAAUCCA